AUUAUAGUGCGGGUUAAUAGCUCGAGUUCUGUUAUUCCUGUUACUAAAAUAAUUUUAAUAGCUUCCGGAGACUAAGACUAACACGUGUCUGAAAACGACAACCGUGCCUAUAUUAGACUCCUUAUGUAACUAGUAUUUGAAUCUGAAUUUGAAACUCAUCCCCAUGGCCGUCGACCAUUUUCCUCGGCUAAGCAUUACUUUUACCAAGCCUUCCUAACUACAUCCUUCUCUAUAACGUUACCGAAUAUUCACGGCAAUUUCUCAACAAGCGAAAGUUAACGGCAAUUUCGGGUCCUUGUCCUGCUUACGGAACAUCCUUAAAGCUGUGAACACUUACUAAGACAUUUUGGAGUCAACAUUGUGCUUCUCUUCUGGGAUUCAGUCAAUUUAUCAAUUGUCUACCCGAAGAGACGAAUUGGUUGACAAAAACCAGUUAAACAACCCUGUGACCACAUAUAGGUCACAUUUGUGCUGUUCCACGUAAAAAUGGUACAAUCUUUACCAGACUCUGUCUGGGACUCUAUCCGAGGUACAAUUGAAGAGUUUAUCAAUGACACGGAGCAUGUGUGCACGGAAUUAGGAUAUGAAAUGGGUCCCGAAGGGAUCCAGUCAUUCAUUACAGAGACAUUGAACACUCGAAAGUUUGAUCUGACAAGUGAAGCCGAAAAACUGAAAACACAAUGUGCUCAAUUGCUUGAUUCCAUCAGUAUAAUGACUUCUGCAAUGCAUAUGGAAUUUGAGGCGGAGGUAGAACCUCCGUUAAAACAGUGCUUUCGUCGGCUGUCGAGGGAAAAAGAAGCCUUUGAACAUACGUUCUUGGAAAAGCAAGAGACGGCUCAUGACCUUUACUCCAAAUUAAAGGCUUUAUACGAAGAAUUGGGAGAAAAAUGUGUCAUUUCUCAAUUUGAUGGAAAAAUGUUCUCAGAUGUAUCUGACGAAUUCCUCAACACGCUCCAACAAACUGUUGAAAAGGCGGCAGCAGAGGUUCAUGAGAGAACGGAAUUGAUACACAAGCUUCACGACAAAAUUCGCCGUUAUCACGACGUCUUAGGAAUCCGAAAAACACUGCCUUCUAAAACAAUCUACUUGAGCAAUGUUCGCUCACUUGUGGAUCAAGCUCGUAGACUGAAGUCAGAGUACCACGAACGAAAGGAGCGCAAGGAACGAAUUGUUACUGACGUUCAUUCUUUGCUGACUUCACUUAAAAUCAAGCCUAACAUCCGCGUGAGCGAGUCGGAUUUGAGCGUGAAUGCUUUGAAAGCCUGGGAACUCGAAAGACGGCGGUUGCUUGGCAUCAGUAAUAUUCGAUGCAAAAAAGAAAUUGAAGUGUUACAACAAAAGCACGCAACUCUCUCCAAAGUUCUGUUUAUCUCACGCAAGACACAUAAACAAGUCGCAGCCGAAACAUCUAGCGAUGAUUUACGUCCUAUUGUGGAAAGUUUGAAACAAACAAUUAACCACAUGACAGUUGAACUUCGUCUUCGUGCUGAUCUUACUCCUCUUGUUAAACGAUACCUUACCAUGGAAAAACAGUUGAUAGGUCUCAACGGACAUGAGCGGACGACCAAUAAGUCGAGACUUUCGCACUCGAAGCUUCGCAAGGAUUUCCUUAUCUUGCGAGCUCAACUGGCAAUUAAGCUUCAGGACUGGGAAGAAGAGAACGAAACCGUGUUUUACGUGUUUGGUCAGCCGCUAAAGCAAAUGCUCCAUCAACCUUUGCAACUAGAGGAAGAUGAACCUGAACCAAAAGCUGCCCAGGACAAAAAGCCCGUCCCGGUAUUGACUAGCCGCAUUAAACGUCCUUCCGUCUUUCAUCGUUUGUCUAAGCCGCGCACGAAAAAUGAAGCCGUGCCUGCGAAUCGUUAUUCACCGUCACCUUCUCGUCUUCCUGCUUUAAGUCGUUGCUCUUCCGCAAGCACAACUUCCACGUCUAACAGUUCAUUCUCCCACAGACCGUCGGAGAAAAAUACCCCUGUCAAGAAUACUGAAAAAGAAAUUCCGGAAGUCCAUCGCCCAUACUCUUCCUUCUCCCGAACGCUUCGUGAAAUGCUUCAUGAAGUCGUCAACAACAAAAAUGCUCAUAGAUUGAGUGAGGACUUUGACAAGCCUCGUUCUUCUAUCACUCCUUUCCAACGGAUUUUUUCGCGUGACAUGGAUGAAUGGGAGACAUGUUCCAGUUUGGUUGACCCUAACGAAAGCUUUGAUUCUCUGAAUUCACAAUUGUCUGCCAUGGGUAUAUCCUCUGAAUCGUCUUUCGAACCGCAACAAUAAAAAAAAACAAAAAGACUGUUCCAAUCGUCAAUCUCAUGCAUCACAGCCUAUACCCCAAUGACACUCGUUUUCUUAUAACACGCUGAUACCAUGUAUAUUUUAUUGUUAUACCAGAUGCUAACGAUGGGAAAACUACCGCAAAAAUAAAAUUGUAUGAAGUAUUCACAUGAAAAGGUUUGUUGAAGAAGUUGUAGAGGGACGAAAAGAUACAAACACACUGAUUCAAUGACCAUUUUCAGCGUUUUCUAUGCCAAAUGUACAAUCAAAAUGCUGUCGUCUCUGUUACUGCAGCUGUUCAUUCUUUACUCUAGUCUACCUAUGUAUUAAUGAACGACAUUUUCGUA
Molecule: messenger RNA, 2615 nt
Organism: Schizosaccharomyces japonicus yFS275
Lineage: Eukaryota; Fungi; Ascomycota; Schizosaccharomycetes; Schizosaccharomycetales; Schizosaccharomycetaceae
Exons: 3
Coding region: 487-2271 (594 amino acids)
Biological process (GO): microtubule cytoskeleton organization
Cellular component (GO): microtubule cytoskeleton
Molecular function (GO): microtubule binding
Source: RefSeq, a predicted model, not a curated record